Molecule: messenger RNA, 1725 nt
Organism: Microsporum canis CBS 113480
Lineage: Eukaryota; Fungi; Ascomycota; Eurotiomycetes; Onygenales; Arthrodermataceae
Product: luciferin 4-monooxygenase
Exons: 5
Coding region: 1-1725 (574 amino acids)
Source: RefSeq, a predicted model, not a curated record
AUGUCAGGCGCAAAGGCUCGUCUCCAGAGCAUCUCUGCGCAGCUGCAAGGAGAUAGCAAGACGGCGGCAGCUCGCAGUACCAACAGGCAUACCCUCUCACCAACGUUCUUCCUGCCUCGCGCUGCUGAGAUUGAGCCAGACGCCGAAGCUAUCUACCAUCUCACGGCGAACAAGAAAAUCGUGCGGAAGACUUACCAGCAGUUCGCAGACCGCUCAAGGGGGAUUGCAUACUACAUCAAGAAGCACGGCUACAAGAGAGUGGGCAUUCUGGCCCCAAAUACGCCGGCCUUCCUUGAGUCGAUAUUCGGCAUCGCUGCCGCUGCUGGAGUCAACGUCGCUAUAAACUACCGUCUGAAACCCGAGGAUAUUGCAUAUAUCUUCACGCAUGCUGACGUCGAUUCCAUCAUUGUCGACAAGGAAUUCGUACCCUUGCUGGACGAGUUCUACAAGGCUAACAAGCAUAUACCGUUGAUCAUCGACACAGACACCGACGCGGACGAAGGGGAGCUAAGCGGAGAAUUUGACGCCGCUGUUCGAGAAGGCCUGGAAUAUGAUAGAGAGCAGGGAGGCAGCGGGUGGAAAGGCCUGGAGGCUCAGGCUGCCGAUGAAGAGUCGCUAAUCGCGCUUGCAUACACCAGUGGCACCACCGCCAGGCCAAAGGGGGUGGAGUAUAUCCAUCGAGGAUGCUAUCUUGCUGCGCUUGCCAAUAUCAUUGAGUCCGGACUGAAUUUCCAGCAAGGCAGAUGUGGCUACCUGUGGAUUCUCCCCAUGUUCCAUGCGAUGGGAUGGACGUUUCCAUGGUCUGUUACUGCGGUUCGAGGGACUCAUUACUGCCUUCGAAAGGUCGACUACCCUGCGAUUUGGCGUAUGCUCAAAGAGGAGAACAUCACCCAUUUCAAUGCCGCGCCUACCGUAAACACCCUUUUAUGCGCUGCAAAGGAGGCAGAAAGACUCCCCAGGCCCGUCAGAGUCACCGUUGCUGCCAGUCCGCCUACCGCUCAUCUCUUUGAGCAGAUGACUAGUGUUAACCUUCAUCCUGUGCACGUAUACGGCCUAACAGAAACGUAUGGCCCCAUCACUAAGGGGUAUUACAUGCCCUCGUGGGACACAAUACCCAUCAAAGAGAAGUACCAGAAGAUGGCAAGGCAGGGACACGGAUUCCUGACCAGUUUGCCUGCCCGGGUCAUCAAGACGGAUGUCCCUGAGGGCACCAUCAUCGACGUCCGCAAAGACGGCAAGGAGAUUGGAGAGAUCGUCUUUACCGGCAACAUCUGCGCCAGAGGCUACUACAAAGACGCAGCAGCCACAGACAAGCUCUUUGCCGGCGGCGUCCUGCACUCCGGAGACUUGGCCGUCUGGCAUCCAGACGGGGCAGUCCAGAUAUUAGACCGCGCAAAGGACAUAAUCAUCAGCGGAGGGGAGAAUAUAUCCUCUGUGGCCCUCGAAGCCAUGCUGGCCACUCACCCAGACAUCCUCGAAGCCGGCGUUGUAGCUGUCUCUGACGCACACUGGGGCGAGAGACCCAAGGCCUACGUUACCAUCCAGGCCGGCAAGCAAGUGACCGGCUCUGAGAUCAUUGCCUGGGCCAAAAACUCAAGCGGCAUCAGUCGAUUCAUGGUCCCACGAGAGGUCGAGAUUGUCUCGGAGCUGCCCAAAACCAGCACAGGAAAGAUUAAGAAGAACGUCCUGAGAGAAUGGGCAAAGGGAGCCUCUCAUUCGCUGUAG